Molecule: messenger RNA, 2482 nt
Organism: Meleagris gallopavo (turkey)
Lineage: Eukaryota; Metazoa; Chordata; Aves; Galliformes; Phasianidae
Source: RefSeq, a predicted model, not a curated record
AUGCCCCUCAUUUUUCCUGGCUUCGUAGGAACACUCAUCUUGGACCACAUCUGCCUCAUAGCUAAGAAGCCUAAAGAAAGCUCUGCAGAUGUAGAUAGCUCUGCUCUUGUGAAACUCUUAUCUGUUCCAGGUUUCGGUUUGCAAAUACAAUGUUACCAGUGCGAGGAGUUCCAGCUAAAUAAUGACUGCUCCUCUCCGGAGUUCAUUGUGAAUUGUACAGUGAACGUUCAAGAUAUGUGUCAGAAAGAAGUAAUGGAGAAAAGUUUUGGAAUCAUGUAUCGCAAAUCCUGCGCAUCUUCAGCAGCGUGUCUGAUAGCUUCUGCUGGAUACCAAUCUUUUUGCUCUCCAGGGAAAGUGAACUCUGUGUGCAUCAGCUGCUGCAACACUCCGCUCUGCAAUGGACCCCGGCCGAAGAAGAGGGGGAAUUCUGGUGUGAAACUGAGGGCACACAUGAUAACUACCGUUCUGCUCCUUAAAUUAUCUCUCCUGUUUUUCUAUCACUAAACUUCGAGCAAGUUUCUUGUCCUGACGCAAUUUGUUCUAUCUCCUCCUUUCUUCAAAGACACUGCAAUUAUUUUCUAUUUGUUUUUAAGUCUCUAUCAACAGCGAGGAAAAUCAGCGGUUGUAGGGAAAGAGGCUGAUACUUCUGGCAGCUAAUGCAGAAACCGGAACACAGGAAGUUCCUUAAUGCAAGGAAGAACUUUACUCUGGAGCACUGGAACAGGCUGCUUGGAGAGGUUGUGGAGUCUCCUCUGGAGAUAUUCAAGACCCACUUGGAUCGCUUUCCUGUGUGACCUGCUGUAGGGAGCCUGACUGAGCAGGGAGGUUGGCCUCAAUGAUCUCUAGAGGUCCUUCCAACCCCUACAAUUUUCUGUGAUUGUGUGAUUCUGUGAAUUCUGUUAGCAGAUUGAGAUUUUUAAGUGCACACUGGAAAUUCAACAGCAGGAUACAGAACUCCUGCUCUUUUUGCAUAACUGGAAACAAAUCCAUUGUGUUCUAAAGAUGUAGUCAAGUCCUCGGCCACUUUAGUUCACGUGUUUUGAUGUUCAUUCCUGCCCACUGCCUUAUGAAGUCACACUUCACGUUCACAAAGGCCAUUGUAUGCAUCUGGGCCAGGCUUUGAGCUAGUCUCUAUUGGCACUACUUCCAAGCUGUGCUCCUGCAAUUCAAGAUCUGGCUUCUGCAGACUGCAGUCGGGGUUGGCCUCAUUCUGAAAAGUACUUAAACCUUUGCUAUUGCUCCUUGUAGAAGAGCUGCGCUUGGAGGAAAUGAAGAGCAACGGGCGUAGAGAUCGGCUGCUCCUUGCUGUAGAGCUCAGGUUGGCUCUGAGAAACUUCUCUUUGUUGGCAUGCUCUAUUGUCAGGUGGCAGCGGAGGACCUGCAGAAACACACUGCGGAACUGCUGAGAAGAGAUAUUGUACAGCAGGGGAUUCACCACGGAACUGAGGUAGAAGAAAAUGUCGGCAAUGGGAAGGAGAAUGAUGUAUGCCCUGAAGUAGGGGACGGUCCAGUCCUGCUUUGGUUUAGCAGCAGCCAUGAUCCUUCUAAUCUGGUUUGGCAUCCAGCAUAUUGCCAAGGUUGCAACAAUCAGUCCUAUGAACAAAAAGAGGGAGAAGUGUGAAUACUUGGGUGGGGGGGGAAACAUAUGGUAUUAAGUAUAAGUUCUGCACUUACUUGUUAGGAAAUAACACCAAUUUUUCAGUGUUUUGCUUAACAGCUUUUUCUGCCAGCAGCAUUUUUUGUUUGUUUUGAUAACUUACAAGGUCAUUGCAGCGUAAAAUGCUAUGACAAAAGACUGCACAGUGCUUGGAUAGUGGUCCUUUGUACCUGUUGUCAUUUAUUUAUUUUCCAUGUUCUUUCCCUGUAUUUUUGGAAAGAAUGGAUGUUUGGUUUGCUCUGCAUUCCUGCAUUUCUUAUGUUUUUCCCUUUACUUUGGAAAAGCAAACAAAAUAAAUAGAACCGAUAGCCAUAUAAGAUCAGGCAAUACCCAGAAGAGAUCAGAUUCUUGUUUGUACUUGACAAAAAAAAAAAAAAGCAAAAACUGUAUGCAUAAUAAUAUAUUUGGUGUUAUUUUUGGUAAAUUUCCUCUUACAGAAGAUAUUUUUAAGUAAAGUAUGUAUGGAUCUUUUUAUGGUAAUUAAGAUACGUUGGACUUUCUUAAGAAUGGAAUUCCAGUGGGAUUAAAUUAUGAAUGUAAAUGAGAAAAACCCAAGCCUGGUCACAGAAAUGUAAGUGGUUUCAGAUUAUAAAUUUGCUCAAAAAUGCGGUAUCUGACCAUUCUGAAUUUAUAUGUAAAUAUAAAUACACGUUGCUGCAUCACUAACGGCAUUAAAAAGGGGGUGACCUCAGUGUUGAGAGCUCCACCUCCAUGGCCAGGAGGGCUGCAGUUCUAUAGCAGCGAUGGCACCAUCGGCCCUGGAGGGACAGGUGAGUGCUGUGAGCAGGAGGCUGAGCAGGGACGGUGCUGCUGACAUGGGCACGU